This is a messenger RNA of Epinephelus lanceolatus (giant grouper), 1837 nucleotides long. RefSeq names its product apolipoprotein B mRNA editing enzyme, catalytic polypeptide-like 2b (gene apobec2b). Gene Ontology annotation, cellular component: cytoplasm; nucleus. The record is from RefSeq and is a predicted model, not a curated record. Gene Ontology annotation, biological process: cytidine to uridine editing. Lineage: Eukaryota; Metazoa; Chordata; Actinopteri; Perciformes; Serranidae. Gene Ontology annotation, molecular function: cytidine deaminase activity; RNA binding.
UCUAUUUCUGUAAGUGCACUAGGGUUAUCACUCUACUUACCCUGAGCUAUCUCUCUCUUCCUCCCUGUCCCUCCCUCUCUAUCCAACACUCUCACCCACUUGCUCACAAUCAUGGCCGACAGAAACAGCCGGGUGUCUGUUAAGAAAAAAGACAAGAAGGUGGAAAACAAAACCAACGAUGAGAAGGACAAAGACAAGGGGAAAGAGAAAAGUGUGAAGAAGCCUGACAAACUUGUGAAAAAGUCAGAGAAGACCCCCGAGCAGCCCAAGGCGGAAGAAGAGAAGAGGAAUGGGGAAAGUGGAGGCGCAACAGGAGCAGAGGUGGCAAACAGUGAAGAAAAUGGAGAGUUUCAGCCCAUAGAACUGCCACCGUUUGAGAUCAUCACAGGGGAACAGAUGAGCCCGUUCUACUUCAAGUUUCAGUUCAGGAACGUGGAGUACUCAUCAGGGAGGAACAAGACCCUGCUGUGUUUCAGAGUGGAUACACCAGGAGGCACCACAGAGCCUCUGAAAGGUUAUAUGGAGGAUGAACAUGCCACAGCUCAUGCUGAAGAGGCCUUCUUUCAACAGGUGCUCCCUAAUGCAUCCCAGGAGUGUGAGGUCACCUGGUACAUAACAUCCAGUCCCUGUGCAGCCUGUGCAGCCAAACUGGCCACCAUCCUCCAGCAGCGCAAGAAGGUCCGUCUCUGCAUGUUCUGCUCCCGUCUCUUUGAGUGGGAGCAGCCGGAGAUAGUGGAGGGGCUCCGGGCUCUGGCGAGAGCCGGCUGCAAACUGCGGAUGAUGAAGCCGUCUGACUUCAUACACGUUUGGGAAACGUACGUGGAGAAGGAGGAGGAGAGCUUUGCACCUUGGGAGGAUUGUCAGGAGAACUACAACUACUAUGUGGAGAAACUGGCUGAUAUCCUCAAGUAGAUGUGCACACGAUAGACAAGAUCUCCCCACUGACUGAACCACAAAUCAGCCUACCUGUUAUAUCCCCACUGGUUGAAUGUGUGUUUCUUGCCGUCACAACUGACGGUGCAGAUCAGUUUUAGUUUGAAUGAACACUCAUGGCGACAUUUUGUAUUUUUUAUUUUGAUAAUUUCAUCGGGAGACCCAAAUUGCUUGAUUGGCAGUUGAGAGGAAGACAGCAAUAACAUAAACUGCUGUAACAUUUAAUAUUAAAUAAGCUGUGGUGUAGACUAACUUAUAUUUACUCAGAUCUGGGGCCAGAUGCACAACUGCGGCCAUUUAUAGCGCCCGUACCACUAAUUCCUCACAUGUACCUGUAAACCAUCUUCAAGGUUAUGUCUCAAUCAUCGUUAUUAAACAUCAGAAAGGUUCAUUUAUAGCGCUCAUAUUGAAACAGACUUCUUAAAGUGCUUUACAGUUGAGGAUGAAAAGUAAAAAAGAAAGAUUUACCACUCAUAAAUCAUUUGAAAAUUGACAUUUCACACAACGAGGUGUAGCCCGCACAUUAAUAACAUGACCAGUGAAAUGUUUUUGGGCAUACACAGUUUAUACAUCUGGCCCUAGGUGUUUGCUACAACAAGUAAAAAACCAACCAAAGGAGGACUGAUAUAUUCUCCUGCAGGUCAACACAUAUGUACAGUACACAUAACUGCUAACAAUGAAAGCCAACAAUGUAUAUGAUUGAUGCAUAUCACAUAAUGUAAACAGUGCCUUUAACAGUUCAUCAGUGCAGUGACAUGGAUUAAACUAUGUAAAGUUCUCAACAGUACUGUGCCACCAGGUCAUGUUCAGUGCAAAACAAAUCUGUACACAUUAAAUGGCAGCCUGUUGUUCCAGGGUGCAAUAUAUCGUUAACUAUUUUAAUUUCCAUUAAAUUUGGUACCAA